UCUCGCUCGCUGCUCGCAACCUGUGCUGCAGGGAUUUCAGCCAGCACAAAAAUCUCUUCUUGCUGGAACUUCUCGGCGCGUCUCCCCUUCGCCAGCACCAUGGAUCUGCAGCGCGUGGGGAGCUGCGCGGGGACCGAGGGCUCGGCGGAGAGAGCAGCAAGAGGAUAAGUUUCCAGAGCCGUCUCUCCUGCUGCAACAGGAUCCAAGGAGACUACUCCCCUCGCACACCAUGGGAAUUGCUACAACGAAGCGUGUCUUGAGCUCUGCUUUAUUUCUGAUGCAUUGUCUGGCCUGCGGGGGGCGCUCUGAGAAAGGCAGCUCCUCCCCCUUGCACUUUACUCACCCUUUUUAUAACGCCACAAUCUACGAGAAUUCUGCCCCCAAGACCUACGUCGAGAGCUAUGUCAAAAUGGGCAUUCACGUGACAGACCCAGCGUGGGCCAUCAGAUACCGAAUCGCUUCUGGGGACAGCGACAGCCUCUUUAAAGCCGAGGAGCACAUGGUUGGGGAUUUCUGCUUCUUGAGGAUCAGAAUGAGGAGCGGGAACACGGCGCUUUUAAACAGGGAGGUCCAAGACCGUUACCUGUUAAUAAUUCAAGCGACAGAGAAAGCUUUUGCCUAUGACAGCUGGGCCAAAGUGCUGAUCCGCAUUCUGGACAGGAAUGACUUGAAACCUCUCUUCUCACCCCCCUCAUACAAAGUCAUCGUCGGAGACGACACGCCCCCGAAAACCGCCAUCAGCGUGGUCAGCGCCACGGAUGCCGACGUGGGUCAGAAUGCAGAGUUCUAUUACACUCUCCACACCCGCUCACACUUGUUCACGGUGCACCCUACCAGUGGCGUAGUGAUGACAGCCGGGAAGCUGAACAGCACCCACCGAGGGAAACACCAGCUGCAGGUCCUGGCUGUGGACAGAAUGAGGAAAAUCUCAGAGGGCAAUGGAUUUGGAAACCUGGCUAGUCUGGUGGUCCAAGUGGAGCCAUCUGUCCGGAAGCCCCCAGCUAUUACUUCAGUGAUAGUGACACCAUCUGACUCUGAUGAGGACCUCCUGUAUGCCACGUUGUUUGUGGACGCGAAUGGUUCAGAAGCCGGGGUCGAUUCAGUUGAUAUUGUGGCCGGAGAUCCAGGAAGACACUUCAAAGCCAUCAAAUCCUUUGUUGGGAGCAAUGAAUUCAUGAUCGUGUCCACCAAAGAGAUCGACUGGCUGGCUAACCCCUGGGGUUUCAAUCUCAGUCUGCAGGCCACGGACAAGAGCAAACCACCUCUGACCUCUCAGGUUCGAGUUAUCCACAUCCCUCCUUCCAAGUACGUCUCAGCCAGAUUUGAGCAGGAAGUGUACAGGGCCCGGCUCAGUGAAUUUUCCCCACCUGGGAGCCAAGUUACUAUGGUUAAAGUCACUCCAGUCUUCCCACAUCUGAAGUAUAUUUUGAGACCCACUCCCGACAGCACAGGGUUUAAAAUCAACCCUCAAACUGGGCUGAUCACGACUGUCAGAAGGAUGGACUUCCAAGACCAGUCUCACUUUGAACUUGAAGUUACAACAGCCAACAGUCAGGCCUAUGCGGCUGUGGUCAUUGAUGUCACUGAUUGCAACAACCACGCUCCAAGUUUUACUCAGUCUUCGUACCGCGACAGCUUCAAUGAAAACCUUCCGCCUGGCACCAGCAUCUUAACAGUGAAGGCUACCGACCUUGACCAGGGGGAGAAUGGGAUUGUCACCUACACCAUAGCCAACAAGAGAGCUGCUCCAUUCGUUAUUGAUCCAUUUUCAGGUGUCAUCUCCACCUCCAAGCCAAUGGACUAUGAACUGAUGCAGAGAUGGUACCAUCUGCGUGUCUGGGCAUCAGACUGGGGCUCCCCCUUCCGCCAUGAGACCGAAGUUUAUGUUUCCCUCAUCUUGAGCAACCUUAAUGACAAUGCCCCAGUAUUUGAGAAAGCCAACUGCAGUGGAAGCAUCCCCCGGAACUUAUCGAUCGGGCAUCCCGUGGUCACUGUAUCCGCCAUUGAUGUAGAUGAGCUGCAGCAUGUCAAAUACAAAAUCCUUUCAGGCAACGAACUGCAGCAUUUUGACAUGAAUCCCAUCUCUGGGGUCCUCUCCCUUAGAACCUCACUCAGAGAUCUACCUGCCGGACAACCGCCCUUCUAUUCUCUGCAAAUAACUGCAACGGACGGAGAGAAUGAUGCUUUGCCUACAUCCGUGAACAUCACUGUGGUUAGCUCAGACUUCCCAGUCCACAUGCAGUGCGAGGAGACAGGGGUACUGCAACAGCUAACGGAGAAUAUAAUCCACUCCAUUGAAUCUCUGUCUCAGGACCAAGGACUGGAGGAGGAAACCGCUGUGAACCUGUAUCACGUGAAUCAUCAUGCACCCCGGUUUGAGGACAACUUUCCAAGGUCUAUCGAUGUCCUGGAGACAGUCCCAGUCAACUCAACCAUUGUUGACCUGGCAGCGGUUGACCCCGAUCCUGGCUUUCACGGCAAACUGGUAUAUGUGAUCGCUGAUGGGAAUGAGGACAGUUGCUUUACAAUUGACAUAGAAAGGGGUUUCCUCCAUGUUCUCUCCCCUUUAGACCAUGAACGAACAAGCUUCUACAUCCUUAACAUUACUGUGUAUGACCUGGGCACGCCUCAGAAGUCAUCGUGGAAACUCUUGGCAGUCAACGUGUUGGACGCCAACGACAAUGCUCCAAAAUUCUCACAAGGGGCAUACUGGGCAGCGAUACCAGAAGAUGUCACAAAAGGGACCACUGUCGCGCAGGUCAGAGCGGAAGAUGCUGAUACAGAUGACAACGGGAAGGUGAAAUAUUCCCUCCUAACCCCCACUGAUAAAUUUGCCAUUAACAGUGUCACUGGGGAGGUGACAGUAACGGGCCCCCUGGACAGAGAAUUGUGGCCUCGCUAUAUGCUAAAAAUUGAAGCCAGGGACCAGCCUAGAAUGGGCCACCAGCUGUUUUCAGUCACUGAUCUGGUUGUGACUUUGGAAGAUGUAAAUGACAAUCCCCCACGCUGCCUCCCAGCCCAGAACCAUGUGAAGGUCCCUGAAGACCUGCCCCUAGGGACCAUUCUUCUCUUCCUAGAAGCCUUUGAUCCUGACACUGGCUCUGGGGGAGAGGUAAAAUACAGUCUUAUCAACAAUGAGGAGAGGACGUUCCACAUGGAUAGGCUGACGGGGGCUCUCCAGGUGGAGAAAGAGCUGGAUUAUGAGACGCGGGAUUUCUACAAUCUGACCGUGCAUGUCAGCGACGGCGGGAGGCCAGUCUCUCGCUCUUCAUUCUGCCACGUGGCGCUUGAUGUCCUGGAUGUCAAUGAGAACCUGCACCCGCCUCACUUUACCUCCUUUGUGUUCAGCGGCUGGGUGCAGGAGAACAGCCCAGAGGGCACAUCGGUGAUGACAGUAACAGCUCAGGAUGGCGAUAAGGGGAAGGAUGGAGAACUCCAAUAUUCCAUCAGAGAGGGCACUGGCCUAGCUGUCUUCCACAUUGAAGAGGACACAGGUACAAUUCAGACGGUGGGACCGCUGGACCGAGAAUCCACAUCUCACUACUGGCUGACCGUGUUAGCUGUUGACCGGGGUUCCGUUCCUCUGUCCUCUGUGGCCGAGGUUUAUAUUGAAGUCACCGACAUCAAUGACAACCCGCCCCAGAUGUCGAGACCCAUCUUUUUUGCCUCUGUCAUGGAGAACUCCCCAGUGAAUACUUCUGUCCUUCAGCUUGAUGCCAGGGACCCUGACUCCAGCUCCACAGGGAAGCUGACUUUCCAAAUCCUACAUGGAAAUGCUCAUGCGUGCUUCACCAUUAAUCCUGUCACAGGCCUGAUUUCCACCGGUUCUCAGCAGCUGGAUCGAGAACACAAGGCUGAGCAUAUCCUGGAGGUUGUGGUUUCGGACAACGGAGACCCGACCUUGAAGUCUACUGCCAAAGUUGUGGUCCAGGUCCUGGAUGCCAACGACAACCCUCCCAGCUUCCCCCACAAGCUCUUCAUGGUUCAGCUCCUAGAGAGAGCUGCGUCUGAGUCGCCAUUGCCAGUCUGCAGGGUGAUCGCCUCCGACCGUGAUGUGGGGCAGAAUGGACAGGUCACCUAUAGCAUUGAGGAGAAUGAGGAAGGGAUAUUCACCAUCAGCCCUGGGACAGGCGUGCUGUUCUCCAGAAAGGCUUUCCUGGCCUCGGAAUACAACAUCCUAACGGUCAAGGCGACAGACAACGGCAGCCCCCCACUUUCCGCCAGCGUGCGGCUUCACAUCAGUUGGGUCGCCCGCCCGGGCCCUUCCUCAGAGCCACUCGCUUUCGACGAGCCCCAUUUUAACUUUGCGGUGAUGGAAACGGACCCUGUGAACCACAUGGUGGGAGUGAUCAGUGUUGAGAUUGGACCCAGCCCGCUCUGGUUUACCAUCACAGGUGGCGACGAUGACAUGGAUUUUGAUAUUGAAAAGAGCACCGGCAGCAUGGUCAUUGCGAGAGCCCUCGAGGCAAAGAAGAAGCCAAGCUAUAACCUUACAGUGGAAGUCACUGAUGGGUCGAGUUUCAUCAGGACCCAGGCCUACAUCCAUGUGAUUGACAUUAACGAGCACCGCCCCCAGUUCCUGGACAGCCAUUAUGAGGUGACAAUUCCCGAGGACACGCCCCCCGGGACAGAAUUCCUUCGGGUCAGCGCCACAGACGAGGACAAAGGGAAGGGUUUGAUCUACACCCUCCAUGGCAGCGUGGACCCCAGAAGCACCCGGCUCUUCCAGCUGGAGCCAAGCAGUGGAGCCCUCCGGACGGCAGAAGGGCUCAGUACUCAAUCCAUGCUGCGGCACAUCUUAACCGUGAUGGUGCGGGACCAGGAAGUGCCCAUCAAGCGGAACUUUGCCAGGGUUGUCAUCCACGUGGAGAACUGUAACGUUCACCCUCCCCGGUUCACCCGCCACCACUAUGAAGCAGAGGCCCUCGACUCGGCGACCGUAGGCACCGAGGUGGUUCAAGUCCGAGCCCUGGACCAGGACCAAGGGGUGAACGCUGAAAUCCGCUACUCUCUUCAGGCAGGUGACAGUGAGGGGUUCUUCAGCAUUGACUCCAUCUCUGGAAUUAUUACAGUUUCCCAGAAACUGGACCGGUUCAAGGCAGAGCGGUUAACGCUUGUUGUCAAGGCAGAAGAUCAAGGGUUCCCCCCACUUACGGACUCCACAACUGUCCACGUUCACAUUAAACCCUCUGACCGCACUCCUCCUAAAUUCUCAGAGGCGGAAUACAUUGCGGAGAUCAGUGAAUCUACUGCACCUGGCUCACCUCUUCUCCUGGUUUCAGCCACAAGCAUGUCCCCAGUCAGCUAUGACAUAAAAGAAGGAAAUGAGGGUGGCGUGUUCUCCAUGAACUAUCAAUCAGGCCUUAUCUCCACUCAGAAGAACUUAGAUUUUGAGCAAGUCUCGUCUUAUCAGCUGAAAGUCCGAGGCACCAACAUGAGAGGAGCAUUUACGGAUGUGGCCGUGUUUAUCUACGUCAUAGACGAGAACGACAAUGCGCCUGCUUUUGUGAAGCCUUCCUUCGUUGGCUGGAUCAGUGAGAACGCCCCACCUCAAAGCAUGGUUAUGGAUGAAAACAACGCUCCGCUGGUCACACAAGCAACGGAUGCUGACCAAGAUUCCAAUGCCUUGCUGGUCUAUGAAAUUUUGGAACCGGAAGCACUGAAAUAUUUCACUAUAGAUCCGAGCAUGGGAACGCUUACCGCUCGCACCGAUCUCGAUUAUGAACUCAUCCCGGUUUUCCACUUCAGCAUACGUGUCCAGGACAGGGGCAAUCCCUGUUUAUUUGCAUCCACACCUGCUACGGUCAUCAUCCACGUCCAAGAUGUGAAUGACGCGCCUCCGGUUUUUUUAAAAGACGUGUACAAACUUUCGGUCUCGCUGCCUGCCCAUCCUGGAAUGGAGCUUUUGGCAGUGCGUGCGGAAGAUGCAGAUUCGGAGGUGACGUACAGCCUAGCAGAAGGCAAUCUGGACCAGGCUUUCUUCAUUCACCCACUCACAGGUCUCAUCUCGGUGGUUAAUGCUACGCUCCUGGGAAAUUAUCGUGAGCUCACAGUCAGAGCUAGCGAUGGCUUGUAUAAAAGUACUGCUCUGGUCAGGGUAAAUUUCACUGAACCACAGGUUACCGCCUUAACGUUCGAUCAGGACUUGUACACAGCAACAGUGCAGGAGAACACUACAGAUCAGCAGACUCUGAUUGUGCUUGGAGUCUGUGGAAAUCAGCUAAACGAGCCUCUUUUUUAUUCCCUCUUAAACGGCAAGGAGAGGUUCAACUUGAUCCCAGCUUCAGGAGUGCUGCAGACCAACUGUGUGGAGUUUGACCGUGAAACACAGGACACGUACGAGGUUGCUGUGGAAGUGAAGGACACUAGCAACCCACCAAGGGUGUCUCAGGCGACAGUCCAGGUUUACGUGGAGGAUACCAAUGACAAUCCACCACAGUUUGAGAAUGUGCCGUAUUAUACCUCAGUUCAAGAGGGUAUGGAACCAGGCGAUGUCCUUUUCCAGGUAUUUGCCACUGACAGGGACAUAGGAGAUAACGGAGCCAUUACUUACUCAUUAGCAGAGUUCUAUGAGUACUUCUGGAUUGACCCCUACCUGGGGGACAUCUCGCUCAAGAAACCCCUUGAUUAUCAGGCUUUAAAUAAAUACACGCUUAAAGUUAUCGCGAGAGAUGGCGGCGAGCCACCCUUGCAAGCCGAAGAAGAGGUUUUAAUCACCGUGAGGAACAAAUCCAACCCUUUGUUCCAAAGUCUUUACUAUACCGUGAAAGUGCCAGAAAACAUUCCCCUCUACACGCCUAUUCUCCACACACAAGCUCGUAGUCCUGAAGGAUUACGCCUCAUCUACAACAUCAUGGAGGAAGAGCCCCUUAAACUGUUCAACACCGACUUCAAGACCGGUGUCCUUACUGUCACUGGCCAGCUGGACUAUGAAUCAGAAACAAAACAUACCUUUACGGUGAGAGCCACGGACACAGUGUUGGGGUCCUUCUCGGAAGCCCAGGUGGAAGUGGAAGUGGAGGAUAUUAAUGAUAACCCACCUGUAUUUUCUCAGACGCUUUACAUUGCAUCUGUCACAGAAGGCUUGCCCACUCAGACCUCCGUUGUCCAGCUCUUUGCUUCUGAUAAGGAUUCAGGACGAAACAAAGUAAUUUCCUACCGGAUCUUGGACGACAAUUCAGAUGCUACCAAGUUCUUUAAUAUUGACCCUAAUACGGGAGAAAUAGCAACAGCCCAAGUGCUCGAUCAUGAAACAAACCAUCAGUUUCACAUGAAAAUAAGAGCUACAGAUCACGGCGUGCCCCCCCUGAGCAGCGAAGCCUUGGUGGUCAUCAAUGUGGCAGACGUAAACGACAACCCCCCUGAAUUCAGCCAAGCACAAUAUGAAGCCAAGGUGAGUGAAAUGGCCACCUGUGGCCAUACUGUGGUAAAGGUCCAGGCCCUGGACCCCGACAGCGGAGAUACCACAAGACUGGAGUAUGUGAUCCUCUCGGGCAAUGACAAAAGACAUUUCAUCAUCAACAGCACAUCUGGAGUAAUUUCCAUGCUCAACCGGUGUCGAAAGGACCUGGAGUCAUCUUACAACCUUAGAGUCUCUGCUUCAGAUGGGGUUUUCAAGACCACUGUGCCCGUGUUCAUCAAUACCACCAAUACCAAUAAAUACAGCCCAUCUUUUUGGCAGAAUGUAUAUGAAGCGGAGCUGGCUGAAAAUGCUGAGGUAGGAACCAAGGUGAUUGAGCUUGUGGCUAUUGACCCAGAUGAUGGCCCAUAUGGCACCAUCGAUUAUACUAUCAUCAACAAACUCGCCCAUGAGAAGUUCACCAUAGAUCACAAAGGCCACAUUGCCACACUCCAGAAGCUGGAUCGGGAAAAUUCCACCGAGAGGGUCAUUGCUAUCAAAGUUAUGGCCAAGGAUGGGGGCGGGAAGGUGGCUUUCUGCAUGGUCAAGAUCAUUCUUACAGACGAGAAUGACAACCCGCCUCAGUUCAAAGCAUCCGAAUACACCUUAUCUAUCCAGUCCAAUGUCAGCAAAGGCUCCCCAGUCAUUCAGGUCCUGGCCUACGAUGCUGAUGAAGGUGUGAAUGCAGACGUCACCUAUUCAGUCGAUUCGGUGGACAGCAUUGCGGAAGACAUCGUAGAGAUCAACGCUGCCUCUGGGGUGGUUAAAGUCAAAGAGAGCCUCAUUGGGUUAGAAAAUAGAGCCUUUAACUUCAAAGUCAAAGCUGAAGACAGCAGACCACCUCACUGGAACUCUCGUGUCCCCGUCAGUCUUCAGAUUGUCCCCAGAGAGGUGUCCUUGCCCAGAUUUUCUGAGCCACUGUACACAUUCUCAGCAUCUGAGGACCUUCCAGAAGGAUCAGAAAUAGGAUCCGUGAAAGCUGUGUCAGAGGAGCCCAUCAUAUACAGCCUGGUGAAGGGAACCACGGCGGAAAGCAAUAAGGAAGAGGUAUUCACGCUGGACAAACAAACGGGCACUUUGAAAGUCAAUAAGGCCGUGGAUCACGAGAAGACCAAGUGGUACCAGAUUGACGUCAUGGCUCACUGCUCACACCAGGAGACUGAGCUGGUCUCGUUGGUCUCAGUAAGUAUCCAAGUGAAAGAUGUCAACGAUAACAAACCAGUGUUUGAGGCGGAUCCCUACCGGGCUUUUGUCACGGAGAACAUGCCAUCGGGAACUACAGUAAUUCAAGUUACCGCUAAUGACCAGGACACAGGGAGCGAUGGGCAGGUGACCUACAGCUUGGAAGCUGAACCCGGCAACAUCAGAGGACUCUUCACCAUCGAUGGUGAGACGGGGUGGAUCACGACACUGAAGGAGCUGGAUUGUGAAGCCCAGGAGACUUACCGUUUUUAUGUGGUAGCCACAGACCACGGCCGGAAAGUCCAGUUAUCUUCUCACACUUUGGUGGAGGUCACCGUCUCCGACGAAAACGAUAAUGCCCCCCAGUUCACCUCAGAGGUCUACAAAGGUUCGGUGACUGAGAACGCCGAGCCUGGUCAGAUCAUCGCCACGUUCAGAACCACAGACGCGGAUCUCUCCGAGCAGAACAGACGGGUCACAUGUUACAUCACUGAAGGGGACAUGCUAGGGCAGUUCAGUGUGAAACAGGCAGAGGACGAGUGGAGAAUCGUUUCCAAGAAGCCUCUCGACAGGGAAGAGACAGAGAAAUAUCUCCUCAGGGUCACGGCGUCCGACGGGAAAUUUCAAGCUGUCACGGAAGUGGAGAUUUUCGUCCUCGAUAUCAAUGACAACAGCCCUGAAUGCAAGCAGAUUCUCUACACCGGGAACGUCUCUGAAGCUGCGCUCCCCGGGGUUUUCAUUUUGAAAGUAUCAGCCACCGACCCUGAUGUUGGCAGCAAUGCGCAGAUAACGUACAGCCUCCAUGGUCCUGGGGCUGAGGAGUUCAGACUGGACCCACACACAGGGGAGCUGACGGCCUCUGCACCUCUAGACCGGGAGCAGAAACCGACGUACCAUCUUGUCGCCAAGGCAACAGAUGGCGGAGGCCGCUCCUGCCAGGCAGAUAUAACCCUAGUCAUAGAGGAUGCGAACGACAAUGCUCCACGGUUCUUUCCCAGUCAUUGUGCGGUUGCUGUCUUCGAUAACACCACCGUGAAGACACCCAUUGCAGUGGUCUCAGCCAGGGAUCUCGACGAAGGCUGCAAUGCAGAGGUGAUUUAUUCUCUCACUGACUCAGCCAAUGGAUUCUUUUCAAUCGAGGAAGCUACUGGGGUGAUCCGGCUCGAGAAACCCUUAAAGGACACUCCGAUUCUAGCAUUUGAGCUGACGGUUUGUGCAACAGACCGGGGUUCCCCGCACCCCCUCUCUGCUCUCAGCACCGUCACGGUCUCUGUGGUGGAUCUGACUGAAUACCUGCCGGUUUUCCUGAGCACUGAAUAUGUGGCCACGGUAGCGGAAGACGUGGCCGUGGGCACUGAGGUGCUCGACCUGUCCACGCUGACCAGGGAUGGCGCUGAGAGCACGGAGAUCAAAUACGGAAUCGUGAAUGGGAACGACCAGGGGAAAUUCCAGAUCAACUCAAACACAGGUCGCUUGUCCGUUAGUGGGAGCCUGGAUUUUGAAGGGAGCCACGAGUAUUACUUAUCUGUGGAGGGCACCAGGAAGGGCUCUGCCUCUCUCAGUGACAUCAUCAUGGUGGUGAUUAACAUCACUGAUGUCAAUGAUCACGGGCCAAAGUUCACCCAGGAUCCUUACUUCACCAAAGUCCGCGAGGAUGCUGCUGUUGGGGAAACCAUCCUUACGGUGUCAGCCGACGACCUGGAUGGGGUGAUGAACAAUCAGCUCACCUAUGCCAUUGUGGGCGGGAACCCACUGGAACACUUUGCCAUCCACCCCACGAGCGGGCAGAUCCGUACUGCCACGCACCUGGACCGGGAGGAGAUUCCCAGCUACUCCCUGACGGUCCGCGCCACAGACAACGGGCAGCCUGCGCGGUUCGGCGACGCUGCGGUGUGCGUCCGGGUGACAGACGUCAACGACAACCCGCCCAGGUUCUUCCAGCUCAACUACAGCAUGGUGGUGCAGGAGACUGCUCCAGUUGGCACCAGUGUCCUGCAGCUGAUCAUGAGCGACAGAGACUCCCCGGAGAACGGGCCGCCGUACACAUUCCAGAUCACCGAGGGAAACGACGGGAAAGUCUUUAGUGUCACGCAGGACGGCCUGCUGGUGACAUCCUCUCUUCUGAACAGGAGAACAAAAGAGCAGUACCUCCUCCAGGUCCAGGUCUCAGACAGCGGGAUCCCUCCUCUUUCGUCCUCUGCCUUUGUAAACAUCCAGGUGAGCGAGCAGAGCCGCUACACGCCCUCGGCGCUGCCCCUGGAGAUAUUCGUCACCACCAACGAGAGCGCCUUCCGAGGCGGCGUGCUCGGCAAGAUCCACGCCACCGACCGCGACCCCCACGACACUCUGGUGUACACCUUGGCGGCCGAAGUGCCCCGCGAGGGGCGUUUCUCCGUGGGGGCUACCGACGGCAAGAUCGUCGCCGGCAAGAAGCUUCCUAACGGCCACUACGCCCUGAACGUGACGGUCAGCGACGGCACCUUCCAAACCACUGCCACCGUCAGUGUCCGCGUGUGGUGCUUCAGCCAGGAGGCCCUGGACAAGGCCGUGGUGCUGCACUUCCGGCACCUCUCCCCCGAGGAGUUUGUGGGGGACCAUUGGCGCAACUUGCAAAGGUUCCUGGGAAACACCCUGCUCACGAGACGGCAGAACAUCCACAUGGCCAGCCUACAGCCCGCGGUGGCCUCCGACGGCGUGGAGCUCCUUUUGGCCGUCGGAGAGCCCCACGAUGCCUUCUACGAGCCUCGCGCUCUAGCGAGCAAGAUUUCUCUCUUGGCUGGGGAGAUGGACCAGCUGGUAGGGCUGCAGCUGAGGAAGGCGAUUCACGUGCCAUGUCAUGGGCCAGAUUGUGCUCGGCGGGUCUGCAAGGAGACAAUCCGGCUGGACCCGGGUACGGUGUCCACCUACAGCACCGCCCGACUCAGCGUUCUCACACCCCGGCACAGCGUGGAGCAAAUUUGUUCGUGCAAUGGCACAGCCGUGAGGUUCAGCGGACACAGCUACAUACGGUACCAGCUCCAGGAGAGAGGAGACUGGCAAAUGCAGUUCCGCUUGAAAACCCACCAGCUUCACGGUGUUCUGCUCUUCCUCAACGGGACCGGGACUGCCGUUCUGGAGCUCGUGAACGGAGUGCCUCAUCUCGGACUCCGCUGCCACGGCAAUAUCACCGGGAACCUCUCCUCCCUGGCAUCUCUGAGUGACGGAGAGUGGCACUCGGUCCUCCUGGAAGUGAAACGCGCAUCCCUCCGCUUGCUCGUCGACAGCUUGGGAAAUGCGUCUCUCUGGCUGCCCGCGGCCUGCAGUGUCUCUCCUGCCCGGUGGGAUCUGCUCCUCGGGGGCAUCGUCCAGUCCCGCCAGCCCCUGCGGGUCACUCGGGGGUUCAGAGGCUGCCUGGAUGCGGUCAGAAUCGACCGCGAAGACGUGAUGCUCCUGCCGGGGGAGAAGCAGGCCAAGGGGAUCGUGGACGAGGCAGGGACAGAGCCGUGCUGCUCGCACUCGGGCGCCUGCAGCAGCAGCCCCUGCCUCAACGACGGGAUGUGUGCCCAGACCCCCGGAGGAGGUUACACUUGCAUCUGCCCGGGGCAGUUUUCUGGCAACCGCUGUGAGCUCGGGGACAGCCCGUGUGAAUCCACGCCCUGCUUGCAUGGCGGGACCUGCCUCCACUCCGAAACAGGCUUCACCUGCCUCUGCCCGCAGUGGUAUCUCGGGGAAAGGUAAGACCAAGGAGCGGCUUUCGGUUGUGUUCCCCGGGGCACAGCCCUCGGCUUCCAAAACACCUUUAACCUUGGGCGCUGUUUCUCCUGGCUGAGGGGAGCUCCUAGGAGCAGCCGUGUCCCCAGUCAUGACCUUGAUACCCCAUCCAGCCCUGGCCAGGCUCA
Molecule: messenger RNA, 12459 nt
Organism: Pelodiscus sinensis (Chinese soft-shelled turtle)
Lineage: Eukaryota; Metazoa; Chordata; Testudines; Trionychidae
Source: RefSeq, a predicted model, not a curated record